UGUAAACUUCACUGUGCUAAUUCCGGCUGAUUCAUUGUAGACCUACUGAAGCUUAGCACGGGUUCUGAGAGGAUUUUUAAUCAUACAGAUUUAAAAUGGACCGGCUACUGAGGCUUGGAGGUGGGAUGCCUGGACUGGGACAGGGUCCUCCUACAGACGCCCCCGCUGUGGACACAGCCGAACAGGUGUACAUCUCCUCUCUAGCCCUGCUUAAGAUGCUGAAACACGGCCGCGCGGGCGUACCGAUGGAGGUUAUGGGGCUGAUGCUGGGCGAGUUUGUGGACGACUACACCGUGCGUGUGAUCGAUGUGUUUGCCAUGCCUCAGUCAGGCACGGGUGUGAGUGUGGAAGCUGUGGAUCCUGUUUUUCAAGCGAAGAUGUUGGACAUGUUGAAGCAGACCGGAAGGCCAGAGAUGGUGGUAGGCUGGUACCACAGUCACCCCGGUUUUGGCUGCUGGCUGUCUGGUGUAGACAUUAACACACAGCAGAGCUUUGAGGCGCUGUCUGAAAGGGCCGUGGCGGUGGUGGUGGACCCCAUUCAGAGCGUCAAGGGAAAGGUGGUGAUUGAUGCCUUCCGAUUGAUCAAUGCCAACAUGAUGGUCUUGGGACAUGAACCACGGCAGACGACCUCUAACCUGGGACACCUCAACAAGCCCUCGAUUCAGGCGUUAAUCCAUGGACUGAACAGACAUUACUACUCCAUUACCAUCAACUACAGAAAGAAUGAGCUCGAACAAAAGAUGCUGCUGAACCUACAUAAGAAGAGCUGGAUGGAGGGUCUGACACUGCAGGACUACAGCGAACACUGCAAACUGAACGAGACCAUUGUAAAAGAGAUGCUUGAGCUGGCUAAGAAUUACAACAAGGCUGUCGAAGAGGAAGACAAAAUGACUCCUGAGCAGCUGGCCAUCAAGAAUGUUGGCAAACAGGAUCCCAAACGGCAUUUGGAAGAACACGUGGAUGUACUGAUGACGUCCAAUAUCGUGCAGUGCCUCGCUGCCAUGCUGGAUACCGUCGUGUUCCAGUAAACUUUCAUCGUGCAUAAUCAUUAAUAUUCUUUGUCUGUUGUGUCUUUUUAAGAAAAUAAACCUAUACAAAAUCCAGA
Ictalurus punctatus (channel catfish) is the source of this 1105-nucleotide messenger RNA. It is a transcript of the gene psmd14, whose product is annotated as proteasome 26S subunit, non-ATPase 14. The transcript has 11 exons. Bases 96 to 1028 code for a protein of 310 amino acids. Gene Ontology annotation, cellular component: proteasome regulatory particle, lid subcomplex. The record is from RefSeq and is a predicted model, not a curated record. Gene Ontology annotation, biological process: proteasome-mediated ubiquitin-dependent protein catabolic process; protein deubiquitination. Lineage: Eukaryota; Metazoa; Chordata; Actinopteri; Siluriformes; Ictaluridae. Gene Ontology annotation, molecular function: proteasome binding; metallopeptidase activity; protein binding.